Scylla paramamosain (green mud crab) is the source of this 1048-nucleotide messenger RNA. RefSeq lists its product as uncharacterized. NCBI's taxonomy places the organism in Eukaryota, Metazoa, Arthropoda, Malacostraca, Decapoda, Portunidae. The record is from RefSeq and is a predicted model, not a curated record. The coding region runs from base 73 to 456 and encodes 127 amino acids. The transcript is spliced from 4 exons.
UCACUGCUCAGCACCACAAGACUUGUACCAGAUCGCACGCCUCUCUUACCUACGCACUGGCAAGACAACGCUAUGAGGGUAACACCGGUGGUGGUGGUGGUGGUAGUGGUGGUGAUGGGCGCCACUUACUGGCCCACAGGAGACGCUUUGACGUGCCUGCAGUGUGAUACGAAGGACAACGCGUGCAGAGAUGCUAACAUGACCUCGGUGCCUUGCGGGGGAACCUGCUACUGGAAGAUGGACCUAUCACGCAACUUUGACGUGCGCCGCUGCCACCCGUUCGCCAUGGCCACCAAGAUGUUGGGUAUGAACAACGACAUGGAGGACGACUGCUACUGCAACUAUAACGACUGCAACGGCAUCAAUUGUUAUCCCAGCGGCCCCUAUAAUUCCUCCAGCUGUCCCUCCCUUGCGUUUCUCCUUAGCGUUCUCCUACUGCUGCUUCUACGGUUGUAAGGAACUGAGGAAGGGAACCUGUGUCUUGUCCGUAUAGUGAAACAAGGAGAAGUGUUUUGUCUCGGUUAUUUCUGUCUUUUAAAAUGCUCAUUUUCUUUCACUUUUUUUCUUUUUCCACUUUUUUUUCUAUAGCUUCUUUUUAUUUCUUUUUGUUGCUUCUUUUUCUUUUCUUCUUUUUUAUUUUGCCUCUUUAUUUCUGGCAUUUCUUUUUCGUUUUUUUAUUUUUUUCCUUGUACUACUACUACUACUACUACUACUACUUUGGACCUAUUAGGCUAUGAUUUGUUUCUUUGGUUACUCUCCUCAGUUUUCCUUUACGUCCUUAAGUUUCAGUUUCUCAUUUUCCAGGACUUGACCAGAAAUCCUUUCCUGCAACGUAGCUGCGUUUUGCGUGUUUUCAAUCUUCUGUUAUGUGGGAUGGAAAGUAGAAAACGAAUAAUUUGCGACAGUAACUUAUGAAAAAAUGAAGGAAGAAAAUAAAGAUUUGCAACAGUAACUUAUGAAAAACGAACGUAGAAAGUAAAAUUUUGGGUAUAUUUUGUUGACUGGUCUUUGGGAGAAGGUAAUAAAAAAAUAGAUGUUUAACCUUGUU